Pistacia vera is the source of this 1329-nucleotide messenger RNA. RefSeq names its product clathrin light chain 1-like. Gene Ontology annotation, molecular function: structural molecule activity; clathrin heavy chain binding. The record is from RefSeq and is a predicted model, not a curated record. Lineage: Eukaryota; Viridiplantae; Streptophyta; Magnoliopsida; Sapindales; Anacardiaceae. Gene Ontology annotation, cellular component: clathrin coat of trans-Golgi network vesicle; clathrin coat of coated pit; plasma membrane. Gene Ontology annotation, biological process: clathrin-dependent endocytosis; clathrin coat assembly; intracellular protein transport. Bases 81 to 1187 code for a protein of 368 amino acids. The transcript has 3 exons.
UCCGAACAAAAUGAUCUCUUUCCAUACAUAAACUCUGACUCUAUAGAGUGAGAUCCAAACCACCACCAAAUCUAACAGAAAUGGAGUCAUUCGACACAUUUAGCAACGACGGCCAACCCCAUUCAUCCUUGGACUUCCACGACAACGUCGACGACAACAUUAUUCCCUCUCAAUCCUACGACUCUGCAUUCACUCCCUCUCCUCCUGCUCCCGCUUCCUCCAACUACGUGUCACCCUUUGAUACCACAAAUGAGACUGAUCCUUUUGAGUCAGCUAACGGUAAACAUCCGUUUGAAUCCGCCAGUGUGAAUGAUCCGUUUGAGUCUGCUUAUGUGAAUGCGAAUGACGGUGUUGUUGGUGCUGUUGAUCAUCGUGAUCAUGAGAAUAUUUUCGUUUCUGACGAGCCCAUUUUGCCUCCGCCCGAGAUGAUGGCUGAGGAAGGCUUGGCUCUCCGCGAGUGGCGCCGUCAAAAUGCCAUCCAUCUUGAGGAAAAGGAGAAAAAAGAGAAAGAAAUGCGGAAUCAAAUCAUUGAAGAAGCUGAAGAAUACAAACGAGCUUUCUAUGAGAAAAGAAAGCGCAACAUGGAAACUAACAAGACUCAUAACAGAGAAAGAGAGAAGCUCUACUUGGCGAACCAAGAAAAGUUCCACAAAGAAGCUGACCAACAUUACUGGAAAGCAAUAGCGGAGCUCAUCCCUCAUGAGGUUCCUAAUAUUGAGAAGAAAAGAGGGAGUAAGGAUCCUGACAAGAAACCUUCGGUCGUAGUCGUUCAGGGUCCAAAGCCUGGGAAACCAACUGACCUUACUAGGAUGAGGCAAAUGUUUAUGAAGCUAAAACAUAAACCACCACCUCAUAUGAUGCCUCCCCCGCCCAAACCUGCCAAAGAUGGCAAGGAUGGAAAGGAUUCAAAGGAUGAAAAAGACGCAAAGGACGGCAAAGAUGGAAAGGAUUCAAAGGAUGGAAAAGUUGCUAAGGAUGAGAAGGAUGCUAAGAACGAGAAAAGUGGUACACCAACUGAUCAAGCUGGGAGUGCGCCUGCUUCAUUACCCACUAAAGAUGUAGCUGCUGCAGGGAACACACCCAUAUCACCUGCUAAAGAAGUUUCCCCUGACACACUUAAUUUGGGGACUCCUGCAUCAGUUGAGGGUGAAGAGGCUGCUAGACCUGAGCCAGUAAUCGCUCUGUGAUGAGGCAUCAUAUUUUAUAGUCACUAAUUUCUUUACCGUAUUUCUGAAUUCUCUACCAAACCAAUCUGUAUGAAAAAUAAAAGCAGGUUAGGCUAUGAUGAGCUUUCUUCCUAACUUGCUUAAAGAUGUUGUAGGCGAAAUU